CCCGCCUGCGCGGCCCCGCCGGGGAUGGGGGGCGGCGCGCCGUGACCGGCCCGCGGGCGCGCCCGAGCCGCGCUGCUGCCGCACGGAGCCGCCGCCGGGAGCCGCCGGGAGCCGCCGGCGGGAUGAGCGGGAGCGGCAACCCCGGGCCCGGCGCGGCGCCCUGCCGCUUCGCCCACUACUUCGUGCUGUGCGGCAUCGACGCGGAGAGCGGGCUGGAGCCCGACGAGCUGGCAGUCUUGUACCAAUAUCUACAAGCAGAUCUCCAUGGCAAGAGCUCAGACACUGCAGACAAAACCUCAGGAGAGAAUUUCGACCAGAGUCCCUUAAGAAGAACCUUCAAGUCUAAAGUUUUGGCCCAUUAUCCUCAGAACAUCGAGUGGAACCCCUUUGACCAGGAUGCUGUCAACAUGCUGUGUAUGCCCAAGGGGCUGUCUUUCAGGACGCAGGCGGAUAACAGGGACCCGCAGCUGCACUCGUUCAUCAUCACCAGGGAGGACGGCUCCCGCACGUACGGCUUUGUGCUCACCUUCUACGAGGAGGUCACGAGCAAGCAGAUCUGCACAGCCAUGCAGACGCUGUACCAGAUGCACAACGCAGAGCAGUACAGCAGCGUCUGCGCCUCCUCCUCCUGCAGCAUGGACUCCCUGGCCAGCAGCAUCGACGAGGGCGACGCCACGUCCCUCGCCAAGCUCCAGCGCUACAACUCCUACGACAUCAGCAGGGACACGCUCUACGUCUCCAAGUGCAUCUGCCUCAUCACCCCUCUGCCCUUCAUGCAGGCCUGCAAGAAGUUCCUGAUCCAGCUCUACAAGGCAGUGACCUCCCAGCAGCCACCCCCUCUGCCCCUGGAGAGCUACAUCCACAACAUCCUCUACGAGGUGCCCCUGCCGCCCCCGGGGAGGUCACUCAAGUUUUAUGGGGUUUAUGAGCCCAUCAUUUGCCAGAGACCUGGGCCCAACGAGCUGCCGCUCUCUGACUACCCUCUGAGGGAGGUCUUCGAGCUGCUGGGCCUGGAGAACCUGGUUCAGGUCUUCACCUGUGUUCUUCUGGAGAUGCAGAUCCUUCUGUACUCACAAGAUUACCAGCGGCUGAUGACGGUGGCAGAGGGAAUCACAACGCUGCUGUUCCCAUUUCAGUGGCAGCAUGUGUACGUCCCCAUCCUUCCUGCCUCUCUCCUGCAUUUUCUGGAUGCUCCUGUUCCCUACCUGAUGGGGCUGCAGUCUAAGGAGGGAACGGACCGCUCCAAGCUGGAGCUGCCUCAGGAGGCAAACUUGUGCUUUGUAGACAUCGAUAACCACUUCAUUGAACUGCCGGAGGAAUUCCCGCAGUUCCCCAACAAGCUGGAGUUUAUCCAGGAAAUCUCCGAGGUUCUCCUGCAGUUUGGGAUUCCUCCAGAAGGCAACUUGCAUUGCAGUGACAGUGCCACCAAACUCAAGAACUUGGUUCUUAGCGACCUGGUGAAUGACAAGAAGAAUGGGAACAUCCCCAGCAAUGCCCUCAACAUGUACGAGCUGCUGAAAGGCAACGAGACGAUCGCCCGCCUGCAAGCCCUGGCCAAGAGAACAGGCGUGACCAUGGAGAAAAUGACCAUCACCACACCCCUCACAGAGGAGAAGGAUGGGAAGUUGUCGUGUGAGGAGCUGGAGCUGAGGGACUACAAACUGAAUGUGCAGCUCCGCGAGGUUUUCGCCAACCGCUUCACGCAGAUGUUCGCAGACUACGAGGCUUUCGUCAUCCAGGCUGCCCCCGACAUGGAGUCGUGGCUGACAAACAGGGAACAAAUGCAAAACUUUGACAAAGCUUCCUUCCUUUCGGACCAACCUGAGCCUUACCUCCCAUUCCUUUCACACUUCAUCGAAACACAGAUGUUUGCAACCUUCAUAGACAAUAAAAUAAUGUCCCAGUGGGAAGAGAAGGACCCUUUUCUACGAGUUUUUGACUCCCGAAUCGAGAAAAUAAGGCUAUAUAAUGUCAGGGCCCCUGCACUGCGGACAUCCAACUACCAGAAAUGCAGCACUUUGAAAGAAGCAGGUCAGCUGUCUAUUCAGCGUCUAGUUUUGGCAGAUAUUGUGGCACCAGAACCUCAUGUUCUGUCUUGUGAAAAGCAGCAAACUGAUACCCAGUCCAUCGAGCAGCGGCUGAUGAAGAUUGACCACACGGCCAUCCACCCUCACCUGCUCGACAUGAAGAUUGGCCAAGGGAAAUACGAACAAGGAUUUUUCCCAAAGCUGCAGUCGGAUGUCUUGGCAACGGGACCCACUAAUAACAACCGCUGGGCCAGCCGCAGCGCCACCACGCAGCGGAGGAAGGACCGCCUGCGGCAGCACUCGGAGCACAUCGGGCUGGACAACGACAUGAGGGAGCCAUCGGAGGAGCUUUUGCUUCGUCAGAACUCAAUGGCCUUCUGGGAGUGGGAUCAGGGACCACCCCCUCCUGCACGGCCUCCUAAAAAAUCCUUCUCUGAAUGCUGCCUGAAAUACAUGCAGGAGGCAAGGAGUUUAGGUAAAAAUUUAAGGCAGCCCAAACUGUCAGACCUCUCUCCAGCUGUGAUUGCACAGACCAACUGGAAAUUUGUGGAAGGGCUGCUGAAGGAAUGUCGCAUGAAGACUAAACGCAUGUUGGUAGAGAAGAUGGGCCAUGAAGCAGUUGAGCUGGGACAUGGAGAAGCCAACAUAACAGGUCUGGAGGAAAAUACACUGAUUGCCAGUCUCUGUGAUCUGCUAGAAAGAAUCUGGAGCCAUGGUCUGCAGGUCAAGCAGGGGAAAUCUGCAUUGUGGUCCCAUUUGCUUCAGUACCAGGAGAGAGAAGAGAAGCAAGAGCACAGUGCAGAGUCCCCAGUUGGUGGUGGAACAGAAAGACGAAAGUCUGAUACAGGAAUUACUCUGCCUACAUUGAGGGUUUCCCUGAUACAAGAUAUGAGGCAUGUUCAGAACAUGAGUGAGAUAAAGACUGAUGUGGGGCGAGCCCGAGCCUGGAUAAGACUUUCUCUGGAGAAGAAGCUUUUGUCUCAGCACCUGAAGCAGCUGCUUUCCAACCAGGCACUUGCAAAGAAACUUUACAAGCGUUACGCUUUCCUGCGCUGUGAAGAAGAACGGGAACAGUUCCUGUAUCACCUGCUCUCACUCAAUGCUGUGGAUUACUUCUGCUUCACAAGUGUCUUCACUACAAUCAUGAUCCCUUACAGGUCAGUGAUAAUUCCCAUCAAAAAACUAAGCAAUGCAAUAACCACAUCAAACCCGUGGAUAUGCGUGUCAGGAGAGCUGGGAGAUAGUGGUGUCAUGCAGAUUCCUAAAAACCACCUAGAAAUGACAUUUGAGUGCCAGAACUUGGGGAAGCUGACGACCGUUCAGAUUGGUCAUGACAACUCAGGGCUGCUGGCCAAGUGGCUAGUUGAUUGUGUCAUGGUCAGGAAUGAAAUAACAGGACACACGUACAAGUUCCCCUGUGGGCGGUGGCUGGGAAAAGGCGUUGAUGAUGGCAGUCUGGAGCGGAUCCUCAUUGGAGAGCUGGUGUCCUCCGCGUCUGACGAAGAGCUGGGAAAGCAGUGCCGCACCCCGCCCCAGCAGAAGUCUCCCACUGUGACCCGGCGGCUGAGCAUCACUUCCCUCACGGGGAGGAACACCAAGCCUAAUGCAGGGCAGAUCCAAGAGGGAAUCGGGGAAGCUGUGAACAACAUUGUGAAACACUUCCACAAGCCAGAGAAAGAGAGAGGGAGCCUUACCAUUCUGUUGUGUGGAGAAAAUGGUCUGGUUGCAGCACUGGAGCAGGUCUUCCACCAUGGGUUCAAAUCAGCUCGCAUUUUUCAUAAGAAUGUUUUCAUCUGGGAUUUCAUAGAGAAAGCUGUUGCUUACUUUGAAACCAGUGAUCAGAUUGGAGACAAUGAAGAGGCCCUUUUGCUUCAGAGAUCUUCAUGCAAAACCUUCUGUCAUUAUGUCAAUGCCAUCAAUACAGCUCCAAGGAACAUUGGAAAGGAUGGCAAAUUCCAAAUCCUGGUUUGCCUGGGGACAAGGGACCACCUGCUGUCUCAGUGGAUCCCGCUGCUGGCGGAGUGCCCGCCCAUCACGAGGAUGUACGAGGAGAACGCUCUCCUCCGGGACCGCAUGACUGUCAACUCCCUGAUCCGAGUCCUACAGACAUUGCAGGAUUUCAACAUCAUCCUAGAAGGAUCGCUCAUUAAAGGAGUGGAUGUUUAGCAUGGCUUUGCUGAGAACUUCAUUACUCCUUUCCCAAACAAGCAAACCACAAUUGGAGACCUGUCAGGACUUGAAUGCCAUGGUAGUGCACCACUGUAAGGCAAAGCUGCUGGUGGAAGCAGGAUUGGGAAGCCCAGUUUGUGCCCGAUGGGGACUGGCCUCUAAAGCUGCAGAAAGCUAAGAUGCAGUAUUGUAGUUUAUUUGAAAUGGAAAUUUAGUACAAAAAAUAGAGUAUUUUCAUGUGUUAGAUGUGUGUAAAUAUGCUAUCUUUCUUUAAGAAAUUAUAUUACUCUAAGAAAUUUUUCUUAGAGUGAAUGUUCUUGUUCUGACUAUGAGUAGCUUAAACCCAGGGGAAGGACUUGGGGGAGGGAGGGAAGGACCAAGGUGGGAAGGGAUGCCUCUACUUGCUUGCUAGGAAGAAGCCAAUCAACGUGUAAAUACAGCUGAAACGCAGCAGGGCUUUUUUCAGGUAUUGCAAAUUAAUACAGCAAAUAUCCUUCUGUAGCCAUUGUGAUUGUGUCACUCUUGGAAAUGCUGUAAGCAUAUGCUGGUUUACCCUACUGUACAUGGUCUCUCUUAGUCUGUUGUUUGUUCAAAGACUCACUUUCCCAUGCAUGGAAGUAGUGAGUCGUACUUUUUUUUUUCCUGUAAGGUCUUUUGUGUCACUCCUGUUCAUCUCCAAAAGGGGAAACAAGUGGUAGAGUGCUUAAACACUGGAGAGGAGGACUUCUGUCAGCCUCAGAGCCUGAGAGGAGGAGACACCUGUUGAAGCCUUGCUGCUGCAGCCUGAGAUGGGGAAUGGUGGCUUGCUUGACUGCUCAGUGUGUCCCUUCCCUGUCUAGAUGUUCUCAUGAUUCACCCUCACCCUCAGCCAGUUUGUGUUGUGGAUGACCUUUUUAUUUUUCUCAUUAUGAGAAAUUUGGUUUAUGCCAAAUUCUUGCUGUACUUAAAAAGAAUCAUUGCUGUAGACCAACAAACACUGCUGUUGCUGUGCUACCAAACUGCAUCAGCUGGCUUUGAAAUGCUGACAGGUUAUGAGUCUUCCUUUAUCCUGCAGAAUGAGUGUUCCUAGGGGAGUACAGGAUCUUGGAUGACUUUUUUUUAUUAUCUAGCUACAAAAAGAAAAGGAAUAAAAAGAAUUAAGCAAAAGGAGAGAAAAAAAUACUCUCAUGUUGGUAUUUUGAGGCUUC
This is a messenger RNA of Motacilla alba alba, 5383 nucleotides long. RefSeq names its product DENN domain containing 5B (gene DENND5B). The record is from RefSeq and is a predicted model, not a curated record. NCBI's taxonomy places the organism in Eukaryota, Metazoa, Chordata, Aves, Passeriformes, Motacillidae. The coding region runs from base 123 to 4193 and encodes 1356 amino acids. The transcript is spliced from 24 exons. Gene Ontology annotation, molecular function: small GTPase binding; guanyl-nucleotide exchange factor activity.